UAUAAAACCGUGCGCCGGCGUCCGCGCGCUGCCGCUGACCUUCGCGUCUCCUCGGGUGCCGGCCGCCGCCCGCUCCCGUCAUGGCGCCCAGGAAGUUCUUCGUGGGGGGCAACUGGAAGAUGAACGGCGACAAGAAGAGCCUGGGCGAGCUGAUCCACACGCUGAACGGCGCCAAGCUCUCCGCCGACACCGAGGUGGUCUGCGGAGCCCCUUCCAUCUACCUGGACUUUGCCCGUCAGAAGCUGGAUGCGAAGAUUGGGGUUGCAGCACAGAACUGCUACAAGGUGCCGAAGGGCGCCUUCACGGGAGAGAUCAGCCCUGCCAUGAUAAAAGACAUUGGAGCUGCGUGGGUGAUCCUGGGCCACUCGGAACGACGGCAUGUUUUUGGGGAGUCUGAUGAGCUGAUUGGGCAGAAGGUGGCUCAUGCUCUGGCUGAGGGCCUCGGAGUUAUUGCCUGCAUUGGGGAGAAGCUGGACGAGAGAGAAGCUGGCAUAACCGAGAAGGUGGUUUUUGAACAGACCAAGGCCAUUGCUGAUAACGUGAAGGACUGGAGUAAAGUGGUUCUUGCCUACGAGCCAGUUUGGGCUAUUGGAACUGGUAAAACUGCAACUCCCCAACAGGCUCAGGAAGUUCAUGAGAAGCUGCGGGGGUGGCUGAAAAGCCACGUGUCUGAUGCUGUUGCUCAGUCAACUAGGAUCAUCUAUGGAGGUUCCGUCACUGGCAGCAACUGUAAGGAGUUGGCCUCUCAGCAUGAUGUGGAUGGCUUCCUUGUUGGUGGAGCUUCUCUCAAGCCAGAGUUUGUGGAUAUUAUCAAUGCCAAACACUGAAGCAGCCUGUGAGGAGCAGUCCCUUGUGGUUGAGAGCAAGAAAUGGAAGCAAGAAGGGACCUUUUGUGGCACACAUGUCAGUACAGAAGCCUCCUCUGAGGCUUUCCCCCUCCACAGUCAUUGUUCUAGCUGUGCUGCUAACCACCCACACACAUGUUGGAGUCCUGUUAGUGGGAGCCUGUCCUGGCAGAGUCUUGACAGCCUCCUCUCUGAAUUGGCAAAAUCCUCAUUGCCUGUUGACCUGUAAGAGCCCACAGUCAACCUGGCUAGUGCCUCCCCCUUUCCCUGCAGUGCUGGAGGGAGAGAGAGGGCCACUGGUGCUGGGGAAAGGAAAAAGAAUCUACAGUCUCCUGCAUCCUUCAGCUCUUGUCAGCAAGGAGCCUGUCAGCUUAGACCCUUGUGAGAUGUCUUACCUAUGUCCCAUACUGAACAAUAAAUAAAAGAAAGAAAAAGCAAA
Molecule: messenger RNA, 1284 nt
Organism: Falco peregrinus (peregrine falcon)
Lineage: Eukaryota; Metazoa; Chordata; Aves; Falconiformes; Falconidae
Gene: TPI1
Product: triosephosphate isomerase 1
Exons: 7
Coding region: 81-827 (248 amino acids)
Biological process (GO): glycerol catabolic process; glycolytic process; glyceraldehyde-3-phosphate biosynthetic process
Cellular component (GO): cytosol
Molecular function (GO): triose-phosphate isomerase activity
Source: RefSeq, a predicted model, not a curated record